Acanthosepion pharaonis is the source of this 996-nucleotide messenger RNA. The record is from the annotation of a GenBank genome assembly. NCBI's taxonomy places the organism in Eukaryota, Metazoa, Mollusca, Cephalopoda, Sepiida, Sepiidae.
AUGAUCAGAGGAGUUUUUUUCUUUUUUACUACGGUUUAUCUUUCGACCCCCUUUUCAUUUCGUCCAGUCAAUAUUUCUAUUUCCGCUUGCGUUUGUUCUCUCCAACGUUCAUUCUUUCUUGUUCCGACAUUUUGGCAGUUUUAUUCUCCUUCUUUUCUUGGUCUUGCACAUUCAUUUCUUACGUCUUAUCUUCAAUUUCACUCUAUCUAUCUAUCUAUCUAUCUAUCUAUCUAUCUAUCUAUCUAUCUAUCUAUCUAUCUAUCUAUCUAUCUCAUUCUGAAUGAUCUAUCUAUCUAUCUAUCUAUCUAUCUAUCUAUCUAUUUAUCUGACUCUACUCAUUCUGAUCAUAAUCUAUCUAUCUAUCUAUCUAUCUAUCUAUCUAUCUAUCUAUCUCAUUCUGGUCAUUAUCUCUCUCUCUAUCUAUCUAUCUAUCUAUCUAUCUAUCUAUCUAUCUAUCUAUCUAUCUAUCUAUCUAUCUAUCUAUCUAUCUAUCUCAUACUGGUCAUUAUCUAUCUAUCUUUUUAUCUCAUUCUGAUUAUCUAUCUAUCUAUCUAUCUAUCUAUCUAUCUAUCUAUCUAUCUAUCUAUCUAUCUAUCUUUUUUCUUUUUAAUGCAUUCUUUUUAUCUUUAUUUCUUAAUUGUUAAAAACUUUCUUACUCUCUUACUUUCUUUCUGUUUAUAUUUCUUUCUUUCUUUCUUAAUCAUUUACAAGUUAAUAUUUUCACACUUUCUUUCAUUCUUUAUUUCUUUAUCUAUUAAUCCUUUACAAGUUCAAUUUUCUUUCUAUCUUUUGUUGUUUCUGAAUGAUUUCCAGAUUACAAACUUUGUAAAGACAAGUUCAGCUUUCAUCCCCAUUUGCUUUCUUUAUUUUUCUUUCUUUCUUUUUUCACUCUCUUUCUUAAUCCUUUGCAAGUUCAUCUUUCUUUCUUUUUAUCGUUCUUUCUUUCUUAAUUUUGUCUCUCUUUUUUACAUCAUCAUUUAUUCACUUAUUUCCUAA